Messenger RNA from Plodia interpunctella (Indianmeal moth), 2606 nucleotides. RefSeq lists its product as uncharacterized. The transcript has 5 exons. Bases 337 to 1311 code for a protein of 324 amino acids. NCBI's taxonomy places the organism in Eukaryota, Metazoa, Arthropoda, Insecta, Lepidoptera, Pyralidae. The record is from RefSeq and is a predicted model, not a curated record.
UAAUCGAUUGAUUUUGAGAAUUUCGCACAAAACAAUAAUAUUCUUUGGAUGUUUGAAAGUUACAUGCAUAAGCAGUUAUACUGGGGUAUUAUUUAAUCUGUGGCAGUUAGUACUUGAGUUAUCUUGUGUUGAUCUUGAUACACUAUUUAGCUACCUAUAAUUACUAUUUCCUACAAAAUGUAAUAGUUUUGCUUGAGUAGAAAAUAAAAACAUUUGUAAAUAAAGGAAUAGAUGCCUGCGAUGAUUCAUUUCCCCUAUGAGUUCAUCAUUUUAGUAAUCAGUUUUGUCUUAGAUAUCUAGAUUUCAAUAUUAAGUACAAAAUUUGAAACAGCAAUCAUGGGCGAUUUAAUUGAACUCACCACUGUUCCUCAGGCAAAAGUAGCAUUUUAUAAAGUUCCUUCUGGUGGUCUGAAAUUUGAUAUCAAAGGGAGUGAGGGUGCUAUCAUUGCAUUAGCAAAAGAAAUUAAUAUAAACCAUUGUGAUUAUUUGAUAGUGCUGGGACAUUUCUUUAAAUCUUGGAUUCAAAAAUCAUAUAAAGAUGCUGUUGUAGAAAAUACACCAAAUUUAUUAAGUCCUGAUGAGUACAGGAGCUUUUGGAUCUUAUGGGAUUCACAGUCUAUCCGCGUGGGGAAAGCCGGAGAAUCAAAUCCUUUUCUCUGUUAUAAGAAUGUAGUGCAGCCACUUCAUUAUGUAACAUUUGCUGUAAAAGGUGGAAGGACACCCAUUUCUUGGAGAUUUGAAUUGCCGCCUGAAAUACCAAGACCACAGCUGAAAUCACUGUGUGGGGGUGAACCUAGGUGGGUUCCAGUCGGGAACCAACUUCCUCACGGAGCUGUUAUCGGCGGCUAUGAAAAUGGCUCUCUAUAUAUUAUAAGAGCCAAUCAUCAGGGUGCACUGACCCCUGGGAAAUUUGUUCCGUCAGAAGGAUUAGCCUAUAUACCAUGGGGAUCUGUAGCACAUGAAAAAGAGGACUUUGAGGUUUUAGUUGGAUACAAUUAUAUUUGGGUCGCCUCAUCCGAAGCGAAAAUUCCAGUUGGAGCAGUUGUCGGUGGAUUUUCAGAAUAUGAUAUAAGAGAAGUGUUAUACAUUGGCCGUGCAAAACAGGGUGACCAUAUUAUACCAGGAAAGGUACAUCCAUCACACAAAGUGUGUUAUGUGCCGUAUGAAGGCAGAGAAUGCGCUCAUCGUGAAUACGAAAUCCUAGUAUCACUUGAAGUCAACAAUAGAUGUUCCAACAAUAUAUUUUAUCCCCCAGAUAUUAUAAAUACUGGUAAUCCAAGAUCUAUAGAUAGUGAUGAAGAGAUGGAAUAAAAGGGUACAAUGGAAGUAAAAUAUUCAUUUAUUGAACUUCAUAGUUCCAAGUAAAACAUAUUUAUUUAUAUAAUAAAUUGGUAUGGGAUAGUUGUGAUUCCGACAAGGCCCUAAGAUAAUUAAUAAUUUACUAGCUUUUGCCCGCGGCUUCGCCCGCGUUUUUUCCUUCGUCCGCUCAUAACUUUUAUUGGCAACAUAUAUAUAUGUAAUAUAUACAUAUAAUAGCAUAACUCGGGUUAUAUGCAACAUCACGAUGAAAACUAUACUAGAUUUUAAAUUAGACCAUUCGCUAUACGCUAUAAAACCGCAUUAAACUCCAUCUAGUAGUUUUUGCGUGAUACACGAACAAACAUACAGACUGACAGACAAAAAUUCAAAAAAAAAAUUUUUCUAUUUAUCCCUUCAAGACACCCAUAAUUAUUUUUCUUUAAUAUCUCCUAUGUACAGGAAAAGCCCACUUACAGUUUUAUUUUAUGUCAUUUAAUCAUUUAAUACAUCUAUGCUUUAUGUAUAGAUUUCAUGUAAAAUGAUAAUAUACAUAAUUUUUUGUAAAAAUAUAUAUAUGUUUGGUCUAUUAUAAUUAUUUGUUUAAUUACAAAGAUAUGAUAUGAAUAAGAGCAUUUUUAAUAAUACGCACCCAGUUUAUGUAGUCUUUUGUAUUUAUAAUUACGUAGCUAUAGCUAUAAGUAUAUUUAAAUUUUGAGAAAACAAAGAAUAAGUACAAAAUCACCAAAUCAUAAAUACAUAAAUAAAAUAAAUAUACCUAUAUACUUAACGAGUUUACUUAUGGUUGACUACUGGAUAUUAGACAUUUAACAUCUACUGGUGUAAAUUUUUACUUAAAGUACUUAUCUACUAAUUCCAUGACUUUUACGACUACCCCGUCUAGUGACAAGUAAUCGCAUACACACUCUCAACCAGUGUGCAGGUUUCCUCAUGAUUUUCCUUCACCGGAAGCAAGUGGUGGGCUAUGAAAACUACUAAACAUGAGUCAGAUUGUUAAACAAACUCAUGUGGCAUGAGAUUCGAAACAUACCAUUUCAUUAACAAACUAUAGUAGGUCUAUAGAUCUUGCAUCCACUAAAAGCGCAGCAUAUAUGGUGAUGCAGAGCAAAAAGAACUUUGAUUUGCCAAGGAUAAUAAUUAUUGAUAUGUAUCACAGAUAUAAAAACAUUAUUAAAAUCUGUGAUAUGUAUACACCUCUGAUAUAAUCGUAUACACUUAAAUCUAUGUGUACCAUGGAAUCAGUAGGUACCACGUUGUACGUACUACCUACUAAUUCCAUGAUGUAUACA